Messenger RNA from Anopheles marshallii, 447 nucleotides. RefSeq names its product protein JTB (gene JTBR). The coding region runs from base 1 to 447 and encodes 148 amino acids. Gene Ontology annotation, biological process: mitotic cytokinesis. The transcript is spliced from 3 exons. The record is from RefSeq and is a predicted model, not a curated record. Gene Ontology annotation, cellular component: cytoplasm; spindle; membrane. NCBI's taxonomy places the organism in Eukaryota, Metazoa, Arthropoda, Insecta, Diptera, Culicidae.
AUGAUAGAGAACCUGUCGAAGAAACGUAUGGUGUUUGGAAUCAGCUGCCUUAUUCUACUAACCAUAGUUGUACUGAUCAUCGAAUCCAAAUGGAUGAAGGCAGGCUCUCGGCGACAGGAGUUUGUGAUUGAAAAUAAUUCCACCUGCUGGCAGCGCGAAACGUACGAGGUGAUCAAGGAUUGUCAUCCGUGCACUGCGUUCGAGAUUGCGAGCAAAUCCCAGGGUGUUUGUGUGCACACGCACAACAAAGAAGUUUUGAAGUGUAUUGGCGGAGAAAUCGUUACUAGGAGUUGUGAUCGGGUUGCUUGGCUGGAUGAACGCCAUUACUGGUCAUUCCAAAUUUCAUUGACUAUUAUCGGUACGCUAUCGGCAGCGAUAUCGUUUCUACGACAGAAAACUCUUAAUCGACGAACAAUUUUAAAGAUACAGCGGGAACUAGGCGCAUAA